UGUACUUCUCUAAUCAUGCGUUAUAAAGUUUAUUAACCAUAAGCUUUUUCUAGUUAUUAAUAAAUUUUAAUAAAAUUGCUUCAACUAAAAAUUGUGAUGAUAAAAAAAUCAAAUUUAUCGGAGAUACGCUCUUUACGAGCGACAUACUUACAUAACCUCUUGGCCGGUCAGUUCGUACUGUUUUUUUUAGAGAAUGAAGAAUUUAUUUACAUUUAGCUUGCAUUUGAGGACAUAUGUCUUUGUAUUGGUACAAAAAUAGUGCUCCAGCGACUCAAAAUUCGAUUUGCUAAUAAAUUUCAGUGACCCAAGAGUGUUUUUAUAGAUAGAAGUAAAAAUCUGCUUCUUAAAAACUAUUAUCGAAAAAUGUCGGUGGAUCCAGAAGACAGUCUCCUUGAAGCUGCUAGGCAGCUAGUACCAAGCUUAUCCAGUGCAAAGCAUAAAGGCCAGGAUGGAAGAAUUGGCAUUGUUGGGGGCUCGUUGGAGUACUCUGGUGCUCCGUACUUUGCUGGGAUGAGUGCACUUAGGACUGGGGCUGACUUGGUGCAUAUAUUUUGCUGCAAAGAGGCUAGCAUACCCAUAAAAUCCUUUAGCCCAGAGCUCAUUGUCCAUCCAGUUUUGGACAAUGACAAUGCCUUGAGUCACAUCGAACCAUGGCUGGACAGAUUACACGUUCUGGUGAUUGGACCAGGACUCGGAAGGGACCCAAAAGUUUUUGAAAAUGUUUCUAAACUAAUCAAAACCUGCUUUCGUCUUUCAAAGCCUCUGGUUAUUGAUGCAGAUGGUUUGUUCUUGGUUGGUCAGAAUACAAGUUUAAUUAAGAAUUAUCCUGGUCUCGUGCUCACUCCCAAUGCCAUGGAAUUCACAAGACUAGUCCAAGCAUUUCUGCACAAGACAGUGCAGCCAACACCUGUUGCUUCCGAUGCACUUAUCAAAGAAUUAGCCAAAGCCAUUGGCACUCAAGUAAUUGUUGUGGCCAAGGGAGCAGAGGACAAAAUCGGUGACGGCCAAGUGGACACGCCAACAAUAUCUUGCGCAGCACGAGGCUCAGGACGACGCUGUGGCGGUCAGGGUGAUCUGUUGGCAGGUUCGCUCUGUGUCUUUACCACCUGGUCGUUGGGGAGCAUGCAACCACCUCGAGCAUCGAUGAUUGCCUGUUACGCGGCAUGUCGGCUUGUACGCGAAACGAACAGGAGUGCCUUUUCUAUGAAACAUCGAGGUAUGCUCGCUAGCGAUAUGCUGGAUCAAGUGGCAAAUACGUUUGCUAAAUUUUUCGAGACAAGUGUUUGA
This is a messenger RNA of Copidosoma floridanum, 1287 nucleotides long. RefSeq names its product NAD(P)HX dehydratase (gene Naxd). Gene Ontology annotation, biological process: metabolite repair. Lineage: Eukaryota; Metazoa; Arthropoda; Insecta; Hymenoptera; Encyrtidae. The record is from RefSeq and is a predicted model, not a curated record. Gene Ontology annotation, molecular function: ATP-dependent NAD(P)H-hydrate dehydratase activity.